Molecule: messenger RNA, 1705 nt
Organism: Oncorhynchus nerka (sockeye salmon)
Lineage: Eukaryota; Metazoa; Chordata; Actinopteri; Salmoniformes; Salmonidae
Product: syntaxin-11-like
Exons: 2
Coding region: 122-1081 (319 amino acids)
Biological process (GO): synaptic vesicle fusion to presynaptic active zone membrane; exocytosis; intracellular protein transport
Cellular component (GO): SNARE complex; synaptic vesicle; plasma membrane
Molecular function (GO): SNAP receptor activity; SNARE binding
Source: RefSeq, a predicted model, not a curated record
UUAGCCAUGCUACGCCUAGGUGGGAGCAUUGUUCUACACCGCCGUCAGUCAACACAAAUCAUCCUGAAGUCGCACUGAAGUCGGAUAGGAUGUUGCGGCAUUACGGGGGGCCUGAGUUGGAAUGAAAACGUGUUAUAUUGGUAGCCUACAUCAUAACAGAACAGACCCAGCCAUGAGGGACCGUCUGAGCCACAUGCAGGAGCUGUCCCAGUCCAACGGCCAUGUGGAGCAGAUGGACUAUGCCGAGUCCGGGGAGUCCGUCUCCGGGGACUCCAUCAAUGUGGACCUGGAGGAGGAGCUCCCUCACCAGGCUGUGGUGUGGGACAAUACCCCUGAACUGGAGGAGGUCUUCUCCCAGUCCCAGCAGGUCCACCGUGAGGUCCAGCUUAUCCGCCUCGAGGUCAAACGCCUACGUGAGCAGAACUCACGCGUGCUCCAGGGCACCACUAGGAUGUCAGUCGUUAAGAGAGACUCCAACGCCAUCGCAGCUGACAUUAAGGCCCGUGCUGAGGGUGUGCUGACGUGCCUCAAGGACAUGGACUCCGCAGUGCGGGAGCUGGAGGCAGCUCAUGGCUCCAAUGCCGCCGUGACUCGCAUCGCCAGGACCCAGUACGCCUGCCUGAGCAACAGCUUCCGUGAUGCCAUGUUCGACUACAAUGAGACAGAGAUGAGCCACAGGGAGAGUUGCAAAGCCCACAUUCAGAGGCAGAUGGAGAUUGUGGGGCGGGAGGUGACUGGUGAGGAGGUGGAGGAGAUGAUCGAGACAGGCCAGUGGAAUGUCUUCAAUGAGAACAUCCUGUCAGAGGGCAAGACAGCGCGCUCGGCGCUCAACCAGAUCGAGAGCCGCCACCGAGAGCUGCUGGACCUGGAGAGCAGGAUCCAGAGCAUCCAUGAGAUCUUCCUGGAUGUGGCUCUGCUGGUGGAGGAGCAGGGCCCCAUGAUGAACACCAUCCAGACCAAUGUCCAGAAAACAGAUGUGGCCAUCCAGGAGGCACUGGUCAAAAUCAGCAAGGCCAAGCGCCACAACAAGAACAACCCCUUCAAGAAGAUGUUCUGCUGCUGCUUCCCCUGCGUCAAAUGAGGCAGAGACUGAGGAAGAAGACUGGGCAGUGUUGUGGUACUCAGUCCGGUCUCAAGAUGGUCUUGUCUCGGUGUCCAGUCUUGACUUGGUCGCGGACAUUGAGGACUCAUAAUUUCUUCCUGAGACCAGCCGACACCAGCGGAGUAAAAAACUCAUAAUUAUCCGCUUCCAUUCAGCUAAUUCAUAGAUUUUUUGUAGCCUUAGUUAUCUAUCAUCUGUUAGAAAACAGUCAAAUCUCGCUGAACCCUCCUAUCAACUAUACUAAAUCAGAACCCUCCUGUCACCCACCCUUGGAUACCAAUGGCAAUAUAUACUUUGGAAGAGUCUGUGAAAUAAUGAUAUUAUUGCCUUUUUUAAAUAUGCUUUUCAGGCACUGAAGUACAUCUAAAUAAACAUAUAUCAAUGCCUUUCUAGAAUAAGAAAAAACACAGUUAUUUUCUGCUUUAGAAAUGUUUGUUUUCUACCCUCCUAUAGUUAAUUCCCUCUACCCUUAACAGUAUAUAAACUGUGAGAUAAUAAUGAUUAAAUUAAAGUGUACUUUGUUGUUGUUCUCUGUCUGAACAUUAAAUCCACAACUUUAAACGAGAAUAAAAUUAAGAAUACUUUUUGUCAAGAGUAUUUUGU